AUAAGCAAGCCCUUUCUUUGGAAAGGUUGAUCAAGAGAAGGACAUCGCUCUGAUCACACGAUAGAGAGCAUUGCUAGCAGAAAACAGUGACAAUAUUUUCUACUUACGAUGGGAACAACCAAACUCAAUCAUGUUGGAAUAAUAGCCCUAUGUCUUCUUAGUUUGACAGUUUGUUUCGUCAAAGGUGAAGCUAACUGCACCUCUAAAAUAAAACCAAUUAAAAUUCGCCCAUGCCCAGAUGGCCUUAGAGAUGACGGUAUAAGUUGCUGGAAAGAUUCGUACGGCCGAGGUGUUGGUCGAAUUCCCGACAAAUCACCUUGCCAGGAAGACCAACGCGAUGACGGAACAAGCUGUUGGAUUGAUUCCUACGGAAGAGGGGUUGGUCGCGCUGCCGCCAAAGCUCGGUGCCCAAAGGGUCUUAGAGAUGAUGGAACCAGUUGCUGGAGCGAUGCUCACAUAUAUGGGAAAGGAUGUUGUUGUACAUUGUGGGGAUGCUGUAACAAAUGUCCAAGUGGUUAUAAAGACGACGGUUGCACAUGCAGAAAGGUCAACAUAGGAAUAAAGGUGACCCUAUUCCAGAGGUUAGGCUGUAACAGCACGGAGGACAAAUACGGAUCUCGCUGCUACCCCAAAUGUCAGUCUGGUUAUAAAGCCGUUGGAUGUUGUAUUUGCGAACCUAAUGGUGGACCUGGAAUAGUUCAGACUUUAAAAUCCCGACAAAGCUGUAAAACGAAUGAAACCAUGUACGGUGGACUGUGUUACCCAGAAUGCAAGCAGGGAUAUAGGUCGGUGGGAUGCUGCGUGUGUGAACCAGAGGAAGGUCCAGGAAUAAAGAUAACAUAUUCGAAACGUCAGUAUUGUGAAGGUAAUGAUCUGAAAUUCAAUGGUGUAUGUAUCGAUAAGGAAGGAUGUUCAACAUCUGAUCUUGUCAAUGAGUUGCAGAAAGUGACAAAGUUGUCCCCAGAAAUGGUCGAUCAUCUCAAAGAAAGGAUUGCAGCCAGCAGAAAAUGAAUAAGCUUACCGAUUUUACCUAAAGAUAAAAAGGUAUACGGCUACAUAGAGUGAUUUUUUUUCCUAAAAAUAUUUAACAUUAGAAUUAUGUUGUUUCCAUAAUAAUAUGGUUCUCUCUCAAAAGAGCACAUGGACUAUUUCUGUUAUUGGACACACAUGAACACUGUUCGUAAUCAGAAAUAACAGUUUACGGAACAAAAUACUGUACUGCUAAGUAGAUAGCAAAUAGUAAAGCAAUGAUUUGUAAAUGCGCCUUCCUCUCUUUUUGAAAUAAACAAAAAUAUGAUUAUGCACAAACAA
Molecule: messenger RNA, 1311 nt
Organism: Ruditapes philippinarum (Manila clam)
Lineage: Eukaryota; Metazoa; Mollusca; Bivalvia; Venerida; Veneridae
Product: cubilin homolog
Exons: 3
Coding region: 109-1011 (300 amino acids)
Source: RefSeq, a predicted model, not a curated record